Hylaeus volcanicus is the source of this 2284-nucleotide messenger RNA. RefSeq names its product platelet glycoprotein V-like. Gene Ontology annotation, cellular component: plasma membrane. Lineage: Eukaryota; Metazoa; Arthropoda; Insecta; Hymenoptera; Colletidae. The transcript is spliced from 7 exons. The coding region runs from base 214 to 1881 and encodes 555 amino acids. Gene Ontology annotation, molecular function: protein binding. The record is from RefSeq and is a predicted model, not a curated record.
GGAAGACAGAAAUAGCGGGGAAAAAGAUUGCGGUCGAUCUAUCGCGGCCGUUUCGCCAUUGUUUGUCAAUCUCGAUCGUUACGUGAGCGUUUAUGCCGAGCGUGACAUCUAACGAGGAUGCAGGUCGGAAGACGAGAGAUAGAUAGUUAACGCGAGCUAGUCGAGAGCGGUUCGCGACGAGUCGAAGGAGGUAGCUCGAUUUAGUCCUCGAGAAUGAUCACUGCCGAUCGAAGCUUAUGGUUUUUGCUCCUUCUCUCGACGAAGCUGCCCGAGACUCGAUCAUGGUCGGAAACUUCUCGCGAUUGCGCGCCCUCCGAAUCGAAUUUCGGGCGUACAUCUGGAUCGAGGGUGUCAGAGACGGAAGACGAUCUCGCUCCGACGCUGCUCGAGGAACUCGAGAGUCGUUUGUCGCGUCUCGAGAGAAGACUCAGGGCCGUCGAGCAACCUGUUUGGCAGAUGGGCGUGACCGAAGAAGACUGGGAGAUUUGCGCGGAGGGACCGUGCAGAUGUCAGCCGGAAAUGAAAACUGUGUCCUGUUGGCGGCAAGAGUUGUUGGACCUUCCUGCCGCGCAGCUUGUUCCGAGGGACGUCUUAAAGUUAGAUCUGGGUGGGAAUCGAUUGACGGCACUCCACAGGGAUACGUUCCUGGAUAUGACUCGACUGAAUCACUUAGACCUCAGCGACAAUUCGAUCGAACACCUUCCCUUGAAUCUGUUCUUCUCGCUGCAUGCCGUCACGCACGUCAGAUUGAGCAAGAACAUGCUCAGGGAGCUGCAUCGGUCUCAAUUUCUGAACAUGCGAAAUCUGCGCAUUCUCGACGCGUCUUCCAAUAGAUUAAGAACUCUGCCGGACAGCCUCUUCUUGAGCACCACUUCGAUGAUGAUGCUCGAUCUUUCCUGCAAUCGCAUCACGAGCUUAGCAUCGGGAACAUUUCACGGUCUAACGACGCUCGAGGAACUUUUGCUGGGAAAAAAUCGUCUCUCGACUUUGGCGAUCGACUUGUUUAGCGAUUUGGUCAACCUAAAGUUUCUUCGUCUAGAAGAGAACCGAUUGAAGGAUCUACCGGACGAGGUGUUCCGGAGUCAAACAUCGCUUCGGGAACUGAACGCGAGAGGCAAUCAGCUCGCGACGAUAUCCGAUGGUUUGCUGCUUCCUCUCCAACAGCUACAGUCUCUCGAGAUGUCGAACAACAAGAUAACUCGGAUCGACCCGUCCGCCUUUCAAGGAUUGCUCGCGCUAGAAGAGCUUCAGCUAGGCCAUAAUCAAAUAAAAACCUUGACGCCAGGACUGUUCUCAACGACCGGGUCUUUGAAGCGGCUGGUGAUUUACUCCAAUGGCAUAGAAAGCCUAUCGCGUGGCGUUUUUCGUGGGCUAACCAACUUGACAUCUCUGUUUCUGCACUCGAAUCAUCUGAGAAUACUGCAUCCUGAGCUAUUCCAGGACACGCCCAAUCUACGGAAACUGCAACUGGAAUCCAAUUACCUGUCCUCGUUACCGCCGCGAAUACUGGACCCCGUACCCCACAUCGAGCAGCUCCGGCUUGCUAGGAAUCCUUGGCAUUGCGAUUGCGCAGCCUCCUACCUGGCCAUGUGGUUGCAGAAAAAGUACCUAGCCUGCACGAAUGGCUCCUCGGACGCGACGGAGAACGUGGGCGCCUGGGAAUUUGGUGCUGGAGCGAUAUGCAGGGGUCCCGGCACUUUGGGAGGAAAGUCGUUGAUGCGUUUAACGUUCCACGAGCUCUGCGAGGGUCAGUGGGCCUCGAUGAGAGGUCUAGCCCCGCGAAUCCCCGUCGACCACGUCGGGGGUAACAGCGGUCAGCCUCCCGGUCCUCCUGGCCCACCACACGAUUUCCCAUCGAAAGACUCUGUCUCGGGACAGUAAUGCCGCGCGUAGCGUUAAAAAAUCGUCAAUGAACAACACGCAAAUCACGGGUAGAAAAUUUGUUCUCGGUACUGGUGAACUGAUACGAACCGCUCGACAAGAACAGCCGAAAAAAACAAAUAGUGGCGGGGAUGAGUCCUGAUCGCGAAUUCGAACAACAAACUUUUAUUAAUAUACCAGAGAUUAUCGUAUCCACGUACCGUAUUCGCUGUUCGCUCGCUUGCUUCGCAGCGAUAACAAAGUUCUACGUCUCGGUUCGUUUGUGUUUUGUUUCGAUGACAAGUUUUUUGAAGCGUAUACGGAGACAGAGGGCAGUCGAGCGUGAAAUAUUGCCAGCGGAUAACGUCGUUAUCGCUGUUUAAAGUUUUAAAGAAAUUUAUUUCUCGUUGCCGAUGCCGGUUCA